Suncus etruscus (white-toothed pygmy shrew) is the source of this 2903-nucleotide messenger RNA. It is a transcript of the gene GTPBP2, whose product is annotated as GTP binding protein 2. Gene Ontology annotation, molecular function: GTPase activity; GTP binding; translation elongation factor activity. Gene Ontology annotation, biological process: translational elongation. NCBI's taxonomy places the organism in Eukaryota, Metazoa, Chordata, Mammalia, Eulipotyphla, Soricidae. The transcript is spliced from 12 exons. The coding region runs from base 1 to 1806 and encodes 601 amino acids. The record is from RefSeq and is a predicted model, not a curated record.
AUGGACUCGCGGGUGUCGGAGCUGUUCGGCGGCUGCUGCCGGCCCGGGGGCGGCCCGGCGGUGGGCGGCGCCCUCAAAGCCAAGGCGGCCGGCGGCGGCGGCUGCGGGGGCCCCAAGGGGAAGAAGAAGAACGGGAGGAACCGCGCGGCCAAGGCCAACAACCCCCCGUACCUGCCCCCCGAGGCUGAAGAUGGAAACAUUGAAUAUAAACUGAAGCUGGUGAACCCGUCCCAGUACCGCUUUGAGCACCUGGUGACACAGAUGAAGUGGCGGCUGCAGGAGGGCCGCGGGGAGGCCGUCUACCAGAUCGGUGUGGAGGACAAUGGGCUGUUGGUGGGGCUGGCCGAGGAGGAGAUGCGAGCCUCCCUUAAGACCCUGCACCGGAUGGCAGAGAAAGUCGGGGCAGAUAUCACUGUUCUCCGGGAGCGAGAAGUGGAUUACGACAGUGACAUGCCCCGAAAGAUCACUGAGGUUCUGGUCCGAAAAGUCCCCGACAAUCAGCAGUUCCUAGACCUCCGUGUGGCCGUCUUGGGGAAUGUGGACUCGGGGAAGUCGACUUUGCUGGGUGUCCUGACCCAGGGAGAGCUGGACAAUGGAAGGGGCCGGGCACGGCUGAACCUUUUCCGCCACCUGCAUGAGAUUCAGUCUGGCCGAACCUCCAGCAUCAGCUUCGAGAUCCUGGGCUUUAACAGCAAGGGAGAGGUGGUGAAUUACAGCGACUCACGGACGGCAGAAGAGAUCUGUGAGAGUAGCUCCAAGAUGAUCACCUUCAUUGACCUGGCGGGCCACCACAAGUACCUGCACACCACCAUCUUCGGCCUCACCUCCUACUGUCCUGACUGCGCCCUGCUCCUGGUCAGCGCCAACACUGGCAUUGCUGGCACCACCCGGGAACACCUGGGGCUGGCCCUAGCCCUGAAAGUGCCCUUCUUCAUCGUGGUCAGCAAGGUGGACCUGUGUGCCAGGACCACGGUGGACAGAACCGUACGCCAGCUCGAGCGAGUCCUCAAGCAACCUGGCUGCCAUAAAGUCCCCAUGCUCGUCACCUCUGAGGAUGAUGCCGUCACUGCUGCCCAGCAAUUUGCCCAGUCACCCAAUGUCACCCCCAUCUUCACACUGUCCAGCGUGUCUGGAGAAAGUCUGGAUCUGCUCAAAGUCUUCCUGAACAUCCUCCCACCACUCACCAACAGCAAGGAGCAGGAGGAGCUCAUGCAGCAGCUGACCGAGUUCCAGGUGGAUGAAAUCUACACAGUCCCAGAGGUGGGGACAGUUGUUGGAGGGACGCUUUCCAGUGGGAUUUGCCGAGAGGGAGACCAGCUGGUGGUGGGUCCCACAGACGACGGCCGCUUCCUGGAGCUCAGAGUCUGCAGCAUCCAGCGCAACCGCUCAGCGUGCCGGGUGCUGCGCGCUGGUCAGGCUGCAACUCUGGCUCUCGGCGACUUUGACCGAGCGCUGCUCCGAAAGGGCAUGGUGAUGGUGAGUCCUGAGAUGAAUCCCACCAUCUGCUCAGUGUUCGAGGCAGAGAUAGUCCUACUGUUCCAUGCCACCACCUUCCGGCGAGGCUUCCAGGUAACUGUCCAUGUGGGCAACGUUCGUCAGACGGCAGUGGUGGAGAAGAUCCAUGCCAAGGACAAGCUGCGGACAGGAGAGAAGGCAGUGGUCUGCUUCCGCUUCCUGAAACACCCAGAAUACCUGAAGGUGGGUGCCAAGUUGCUGUUCCGGGAGGGUGUCACCAAGGGCAUUGGCCAUGUCACGGAUGUGCAAGCCAUCACCGCCGGCGAGGCUCAGGCCAACAUGAGCUUCUGAACAACUCAACUCCAGCGGUCCCAGCACCGUUGCUGUCCCUACAUAAUAAGGUGACUUCGGGCAUGCUGCCCCCACGUUGGCGGAUGUGUAUUAAAAGCUCAGGAGAGAGGUGCCCGCUGCCACUUGCUCCCUGCCAGCUCUCUGGAGAUGUGCCAAGCUUGGCAUGGCCAGGAAGGGGCAGUCCUGAGGGAGAAGUCAAGGCACUCUUCAGCCACGUCGGCUUGGUUGGCUCAUCGAUCCUGGCCAUCCCUAUGGCCUGUCUGCUGGAGGGAGCUGACUGCUGCUUUGGCCCCGCUGCUGUGGUCCUGGGACUUCAGGAAUUAUCCGCAUCACCGGGGUGGUCCUCGGAAGCACUCUCUUUCAUUACCUCUUCUUAAGGCCCUGUAGGAGUUGCCUGUUGCUACCUGACUCUGGAGAGAAGACAGAUCUCUCCUGGCCCUCAGGUGGUCCAGGGCCUUGAGAAAUGGCACAGGGACCGCGAAUGACAGUAUUCCCACCUGUGCUGAGACAGGAAGCCUAUUUCUCAGCUCGCUCUCCCUUCCCUUCCCUCAAGGCCCUGGUUCCCCGUUUCUACUGUCAAGGCCCCACAGGUGCUAUUUGUCGUGCUGGCCCAGGAGUGGGGCUGCUGAGCUCAGACUUGGCCAACUGGAGGCCAGCUGCAUGUCUACCAGCCCUUCCUCUGCAGUGAUGUUGGUUUGGGUAUUGGGUCAAACAGAAUGUUCUCCUUUCCCUCAGCUUGGGUGGCUGGGGACCUGACCCACAAACUUCUCAUCCUGCUACCCUCACCCCUCUUUUUCUGUUCCCAUGUAUGUCCUGUUUUAAUUAUCUGCAGUGAUUGUCCCUUUCCCUCUGUUGCAGGGAACCUGGAGGGAAGGGAAAGCUGUUGCCAUAAUUUCCUACUUUUCAGGGGAUGGAGUCCCACCUUUCCCUUUAUAGUGUCCUGGGUUCCAUGGGCUCAGGGAUUUGUUUGUUCAUGUUUCUCUGUAUAUGUAUAUGUACAUAUAGACAUAUGUACAUAUACAUAUACAGCAUGUAUACUUAUACAUAUUUAAAAUCACAUAUAUAUUGUACAGAAUAAAAAUGUUUUAUUGAACACA